CCGCCUCCAUUUCCCCGUCCCCCGCCUCGUCCGCUGGCCUCCCGCCCCAUCAGUUCCCCGGGGGAGUCGUCGCGGGUCGCCUCAGAGGCCGCCUGUCCCACCCUCUCGACCCGCCCCCCAGCUGAGGGAGCAGCAGGAGCCUGAUUGGGCCGCCCGCUGCUCCGCCCCCUUUUCGCCGAGGGUGGGGGAGGGGAACAAAAGGCCGCGGCUGAGCCCGGGGGGGCGAGGAAGGGGGCGCCGUCGCCUGAGAUGCAGCCAAGUUGUAUAGAAGUGGUCAUGGCAGGUGCAGUUGUCAUGUAAUAAGGAGGAAAGUUGCACCUACUGAAACUCUGGGUUUACAAAGUGUUACAGCCUCAGUGUUGCAAUAUGGAGCCCCGGCAGCCGGUGCCUUUGCAAUCCGAGCAGAAUUUUGUCCGAGAUGCCAAGCAGAACAUGGCUGAGCUCUCUCUGUGGACAGUGGUGGCUGCGAUCCAAGCUGUGGAGAGGAAGGUGGAUUCUCACGCCACGCGGCUGCUGAACCUGGAGCGGAGGAUGGUGACCAAUGAGAAGAAAUAUGUGGACUGUGAGAAUGCUGUGGUGGACUUUGGCAAUCAAAUGGAGUGCAAGUUGACUGCUUUGGGGACUCUGAUCCAGGAGUAUGGGCUGCUGCAGAGGAGGCUGGAGAACAUGGAGAACCUGCUGAAGAAUCAGAACUUCUGGAUCUUGAGGCUUCCUCCAGGCUCCAAGGGGGAAACUCCCAAGGUGCCGGUGACCUUUGAGGACAAUUCGGUGUACUUUUCAGAGCAGGAGUGGGGGAACCUGGAGGAGUGGCAGAAGGACCUCUACAAGAAUAUGAUGAAGAGCAACUAUGAGUCGUUGGUCUCACUGGACUAUGCAAUUGCUAAGCCUGACCUUUUGUCCCGGAUUGAGCAAGGAGAGCGUCCCUGUGAGGAGGAAGAGGAGGUCCCCAAGGAGAAAGAGAUUUCUUCAGAACCCAGCCCAGAAGUGUUGGUUUUUAGGCCUGGCCUGGCCUGCCAGAUGGAAGGACGAGAAAAUGUACAUGUUGUUGGAGACCAGGAGAAAGCUGAAGGACGGGCAGCCCCACGUGACCCCAGUGUUGACUAUGGAGUUGCAGAGUCCUCCUUCCGCUCUCAAGGGAAACUGGAUCAAGAGGUGAACCUUGAGGGCCCACAGGGCUCAGAGGAAGGUGAACUGCGCAUCAAGCCAAGUGCGGCCCUUCCAACUGACAAGGUGCAGAUCAAAACCGAGCAACAGACGGAUCCCCAAAUCCUCGAGUCGUGGGUGCCGUUAGGAGCGUCUGGGGAGAGUGCCUUGCGGGCUGGAGGGUCCCUUUGCCCCGCCAUGUGGCCGGGGAACCCUCCAGGAGAACCGGGGGGGUUCAGCCUUGUUGGAGCCAACCUGUCUGAGGGUUGGAAGCAGGAGACAGCAACGUCUGUCAAGCGGCAGGACUGCCGGCAGAGCGUUGGCUUCCAAGGGGCCCUCGAAGACCACCAGCGGAGCCACAGCAGCCUGGCCUCUCAAGGAUGCCGCCCGUUGUCAUCGCCCCCGGGAAACCAGAGCCCCCUCGCCUCCAGGCUGGGUUGCCAACAAGAGAUGGGGAGUCCGAAGCUGUCUCCUGCGCAAACCGGGGAGAAGGCGUGGGCAUGUCCCUGGUGCCAGCAGCGCUUCCGGCUGCAGGUCAACCUGCUGAUCCACCAGAGCGCCCACUUGGAGGCUGCGGCUGAGCCAGGCGGCAAGGACCGGCUGGCUUGCCGCUUCUGCUCCCGGCGCUUUGGCCGCUCGGACCACCUCCUGCGCCACCAGAUGAGCCACACGGGCACCCGGCCAUAUCAGUGCCCUGAUUGCGAGAAGAGCUUCACGGACAAGAGCAAGCUGACCAACCACUACCGCACCCACACCGGCGAGCGCCCCUUCCAUUGCCUGGCCUGCGGCAAACACUUCAUCCGCCGGCACCACCUCGUCAAGCACCAGCGGACCCACACUCGCGAGAGGCCCCACCAGUGCUCCGUCUGCCUGAAGGGCUUCAUGCAGAAGCACCACCUCCAGAAGCACCUGCGCACCCACACGGGCGAGAAGCCCUACAAGUGCAGCCGCUGCCCCAGGGCCUUCUCCUCCAGGCAGCGCCUCCUUCAGCACAGCUGUGUCUUCACACAGGGCGGAGGAGCAGCAGCAGAGGCCGCUGGUGCAGGGUCUGGCCUCUGACAGAGAGGCUCUGCCAUCUCCUUCGUGCUCCUCUACCUUCCUGCCAUUUGCAAGUCUGGUCUGCUGCUCCAAAUCUCCUUUCGUUGUUGCCAUUUCACUUUGAAAGCGGUGCAGAAAGCAGAACUCUCAUCAUUGCUAACUCACCUGAGAGCUUCCUUGCAGAACCUCAGCUUCUCCGCCAGCUCAGCAGAAUGGGAUGCAUUGCAGAACCUAAGUUGCAAUGGCAAAGGGGGAACUCCUUGAAAAACAUCAGCCUCCCUUCAGCUUCAUGUUAAAUAAGCAGGGUUCAAUUAGUUAGUGGCUAGCAGUAAAUCACUUAGCAAAAGAGCAUCCCACGCGGAGCUGACUAAUGGAGGUGUUGGUAAACUGUCUAGUCUUUAAAUAGGACAACACAAAGCAUCAUCAUGGUGCUAAUGUGAAUUUAGAAAAGUGUUUUGAAUGAAUAUAAGUAUUAAGAAACCUUAAAUGUUGCCAUGAACUCUGUUGUUCACUUGGCCCUUAGGAAAAUAGAGUAUUGGAGCUAAAUAAGGCCUGAUCUAGUGGCUUUCAGGGUUAGGGUCGGAUGGUACUGGAAAGGUGCUGGGGAGUUUUGAUUUGGGUUCUGGGAGAUCUGUUUUUCAGCAUUGCAGUAGAUAGGUAAGAGGUGUAUGCCUUGUUACUUAAGCCUGAGGCGAUGGGAAUGUUCAGGCUGUCUGGAGAACUGGAUUUCGUUUUAUCUCAUGCAGCCUGAUUCUAUGCAUGUCUCGCAAUAGUAAUUUUCAUGGUGUUUAAUAGAACCCUGUUCCUAAUAAACAUGUUUGAAGUUGCAGCCAUAGUUUCAUCACAGCUGAAAUGCCCAGGUAACAUCUGGAGUGGAACACAGCAAAGCACCUUUCUCUACUAAAUGCACCAGAGGCUCACCCUGCAGAUUGGACCACAGUGCUUUGGUUCAGCUUUUUCCCCCAUGAUGCUCUUCUGCAAGUUGGACCCAAGAUGAGCAAGCAUUUUAGGAGGAGCCUUUUGCCGCACAAUGGGGCUAGAGUGACAUUUUCCAGGAUGUGCUGUGGUGGCAACUAUUUGGAACUUUUUUGGUAUUUUCCUCCCUGCAUUUAUUGAUUUAAAAAAACCCAACCUUUGUCCUUAUGGAAAUGAACAUUCUGUGUUGUUCAGGA
Molecule: messenger RNA, 3353 nt
Organism: Rhineura floridana
Lineage: Eukaryota; Metazoa; Chordata; Lepidosauria; Squamata; Rhineuridae
Product: zinc finger protein 777-like
Exons: 8
Coding region: 367-2202 (611 amino acids)
Biological process (GO): negative regulation of transcription by RNA polymerase II
Molecular function (GO): DNA-binding transcription repressor activity, RNA polymerase II-specific
Source: RefSeq, a predicted model, not a curated record